ACCGCAACGAUAACAUGCUGCAUACGGGGCCGGGGUUGCACACCUGUUGCACGCGUGCUGUCGACGGUAGUUGAGCAUUCAAGCUCAUCAGCUGUCAUCUUGGGUAUUGAAGUGACUCAAGUAAAGUGCAACAGAUGGCGCGUAGAAUCGAAUCGAAGCUAUGGGUACCGCGGGAGUUCGUCAUCGUCAUUCUGGCGCUUUCUCUCUGCAGAGUUAGUUUUUCACAACAGGAUGAGCAAAUACAAGCUCAGCACCAAACAGAAGAAAUUUAUGAGGAGAUCUACGAUAAGAACAUAACUGUGUCUACUGAUACAGAUGUCUUUUUGGAAUGUAGCAUUGUGAGUCCUACUUACUUGGAUUGGCAGAAGGACAAUAACGCCAUUGAAGUGUCAAAUGCCUACCACGAGGGGCGUGUAUACAUCAUUAAGGGGGAGGGGCUUUUGGUCCUUAAUGCCCAGUAUGGCGACAGGGGUCAUUACAUGUGUCUUGCCAUCAGGCAUCAUCACAUGAUCCAGGUGAUGAUCUUCCUGGAUGUAGUGCCCUCUAGUGACGAGAAUCGUCCGCUUCGUAGCUAUCCUGUUGAAUGCGGUGUUCCACGUAUCCGGGGUAAGAUCAUCGGAGGCAAAGUGACAGAGGAGGGCCAGGCACCCUGGAUGGCGCUGCUGUGGAACACACGGGAGAAUAUGCACUUCUGCGGGGGGGUGCUGCUCAACCAGCGCUGGGUCGUGACGGCCGCCCACUGCUUUGUCCGGUUCAAGUACGACAUCAAGGAUCACAUGGAGGUCCGACUUGGGGAGUAUGACCUCUUCAAGGAGGAAGGAACCGAGAGGAUCCUUCGAGUGGAACAACUCAUCAUAAAUCCAGAGUUUGACAAAGAUACGUACGACUCGGACAUUGCUCUGUUGAAACUAAUACAACCAGUCACAUAUACAGACUUCAUUGUUCCUAUCUGCCUGCCAAGUGAGAUAAGGGCUAUGAACCUGCUCCAAGCUCGAACCAGAGGAUUCAUCACUGGCUGGGGACGCACAGCAGAAAUCACAACCACCACCACCAGAUACCUCCGGAGGGUGCGUUUGUUGGUCAUGGACCAGCGGACUUGUAAUGCACGCCAUCGAGACGUCAUCACCAACCGGAUGUUCUGUGCUGUCUCAGACGACAGACCAGCAGCAAGAGAUUCCUGCUUUGGAGACAGUGGUAGCCCUUUUGCCGUGAGGGAUGACAAACGCUGGUUUCUGAUUGGGCUGGUGAGCUGGGGCAUUGGCUGUGCAAGGCAUCGAUUCCCUGGGGUGUACACUAGGGUUCAUCGGUACACCCACUGGAUUAAUAGUCUGAUUGGUGAUGACACAGACACGUGUGCAGGCCUUCAGGAGAGGGUUUCAGAACUGACCAGCCAGCUGACGCGACAAGAGGAGGAGAUCAGUCAACUCAAUGAACAGCUCCUGAUCAAGGAGAGACAACUCAAUGAGUCUCUGUCGCGUUCAGCACAGACAACUGAGCAACGAGACGUCCCCACCACAUUGGACACCACACAGCCCUCGGUAGACCUGAGACGGAGCACGCCCCCUCUGGAGCUGCGCAUCCCAUGCCGGCAGGGCUCUUGUGCACAUGUUGGUGGGUUUCAGGUGAGGGCGCUCUGUGUGGAGGAUUUCUGCUCCUGCGAGUCGCCAUACUACUCCCGGGAAUCCUGUUUGCCUCGGUAUGGGUCCUGCGUGAUCAAGCACGAUGACCCAUCAGCCCCUGCCACGCCCUCUUACCAGGACGAGACCCAGCAAACCUACAGCUGUCGGGCCAGAGACAACCCCAAAUACCGAGUCUUUGUUCUCGCCGUGCACGAGGGUAACCGCCACACCAGACCCCCGACAGCAGGCGAUAUGGAGGUAGAGCUAGAGGGUAGCCCACCACAAGAUUCUGCCAGGGGGUUUGUGCUGGUGUUGGCUUCCUAUGAACCAGUGAACUGGCAUGUGCUCCUUGUGGGAGAGCUGGUGAUAGAUCAAAUUAUCAUGAUUGCCCAUUUCCCCUCUGCUGUGACAAUCACUGGUCCAGAUGGAGAAGUCCAAACGGACGUGCCCAUACUGACCUCUACGGAUCCUUGCGGCUACGGGAAUGACAGCGGUGGGAGCGGAGACACACCAGGAAUGCUGCGGGUCAUCAAUGAGACGGUGGGCCCCGUGGAGUCCUUCACAGGAACCUAUCGGGCGGAAAAGUGGACCCUGAACAUGGAUGAGGCACGGUGGCUGCCGGAUCCCGAUUAGCAAAGAAAGCCUGAACUUGUUGUUUGCCUGUGCGGGUCGUCACCAUGGAGCUUAUCUGUAAGUGCCCUGUAAUUUUUUUUAUUGCUGAACGUACUGAAGGAUGGAACAUAAAAGUGUGUGCAGCAUGUAUGUGGAGGCUGGCAAUUCAGGCAGUUGUUUGUUUGUCUUCCAGCCCGUGUUUGACAUGGUUGGCUAAAUAUGGUUUCGAGGUUUACAAAAACCCUAGAAAGAAAAUGACUUUAUAUUCUUGCCCUGAAUACUUCUCACCCACACCUGCCCCAGUUGGAGAAGAUUGUAAGCCAUUGCUGUGCAGUUUUAUAUGAAGUUGUUAGUAGGUUGGAUACAGAUUGCCAGAACUUGUGAAAUCUGACACAACUGAAGUUUACUAGGACACACAUGUAGUGACAGUUAGUAAAUUAAAUGUAUCAUAUCUGCAUUGGUGGAUCAUGGCGACGGAGUCACUUGUGAAAGAAUUGAUGGGAUUCUUUAAAAGCCUAUGAAAGGUUAAAUUCUUCCAUAUCUGUCUUUUUGAAGAGAUUGAACACCAAAUUAACUCUUUUCAUUCGCGGAUUAAAAAUUUGAACACCUAGAAUUAUGUUGAUGAAUUAAAUUAAUGGAGUUUCAAGAAACAAAGCUUUAAUGUCUUGAGGAAAAGUAUUUUUGAAACAGGAUUGACAUUUGACAUGGCUCACACUUAGGACUGUUCUUGAACAUUGUCACUUUGCCGUGCCCUUCAAAAAAUCUCAAACUUGGCAGCCAGCUUUUUUUCUAGAAAAGUGUUAUCAAAGUGCUUUAACCAUGUUUUCCAAACAUAACUCUUUGUGGGUUUGAGAACAAAAUGUUUGCAGUGUUUUUGAUGAUCGGUAGAAAAAAAAAGACAAAACAUCCUUCACUGUUAAGACUUCUUCCAAAUAUUUGUAUGUCUCUUAUUAAUCUAAGCAUAAAAAUCAAGUCCUUUCCUUUGAAAUGACCCAAUUUAUAAUGGCAUUGAAAGUAAAUUGAGGUGAAGUUUUUGAGAAGGUAGUUGCUCACAGAUCUAAGACUAGUGAUAACUAAUGGACCAAACUGAAAAACAUCUAACUGAAAUUGUACAGUGUUGAUAAAUUUUAUACCAUUCUUAUAUUUGGCAUAUUUUUAAUAUUUUUAGGGCAAAAAUUUAAAAUGUUUGGAACUUUUGGAUUAUAGUACAUUUUGACAGGCAUCAUGAACAAAUGAAAUGUUUUCUGAAGUAGACAACGAAAUAUAUAUUUUCUAACUGUCUUUGAAGUCAGGGAAGGAAAGACCACUAAGUUGACAUCAAAGCAAAUUUUUGUUUUGUAAAUUAGUUUUUAUUCAAGCAGCAAGAUCACUUUAAAAUGAAAUGUAAACACUCUUGACAACUGGGAACUGUAAGUUCCAAGUGGAAGCUUGGUCAAGGUGACACAUGAUGAGCGGCAGCAGCCGGAAUU
Molecule: messenger RNA, 3700 nt
Organism: Acanthaster planci (crown-of-thorns starfish)
Lineage: Eukaryota; Metazoa; Echinodermata; Asteroidea; Valvatida; Acanthasteridae
Biological process (GO): proteolysis
Molecular function (GO): serine-type endopeptidase activity
Source: RefSeq, a predicted model, not a curated record